CAGCUGCUGCCGCCGUUGAUCCUUUCGCACCGGUCGCAACCGCCGCCGCCACUAACGUUGUUCAAUCGGUCAGUCGCGUUUCGUCCGUCGUCUUUUCCGCUCGCGCUGUCCAAGUACUCGAAUCGUGUAGUUGUCCCGUUGACGACAAAAUCGUGUGUUUGGUUUAUUUUUUUGAUUUUAUUGCAAUUUGAAAUUUUUCUUUAACUUUUCAUAUCGACAUGGGACGCAGCCUGGCACUGUGGACCAAAACUCUGAGUUUUCCAUCCCGGAACUCGCCCAACAAGGCGUCUAAGCACAGCAUUACUACAUCCAUUAACACGUCCUCGUGCAACAUUUUCGCACCACCCGCCACGCCAAUAAAAGACAAGACUCCCAUAUCUUCACCUGAUGCAUCUGACAAUGAAAAGGAAAAAGAUAUUAUGGCUUCUACCGUGUAUUGUAUACACCACAAGGAAGGAUGCAAAUGGUCCGAUCAACUUAAACGUUUAAAGGGUCAUUUACAAACUUGUAAGUUUGAUGCGAUUCCUUGUACGAAUCACUGUGGUGCUCAAAUUGCUCGUAUAUUGAUGGACGACCACGUGAGGUACACGUGCAUUGAUCGUCUAAUCAAAUGUGACUAUUGCAAUGGAGAAAUGAAAGGCGAAGUGGCUGGUGAAGAGCAUAGCCGAACGUGCCCCGUAGAGCCAAUCCAUUGUGAAGCCAAGUGUGGAGUUAAGAUUCCUAGGAGAAUGUUGGCUAAGCAUAAGGUGACUGAAUGUUCAAAAAGACUGCUGCCUUGUCGUCAUUGUGGGCGACAGUUUGUGGCUGAUACGAUGAAUUCACAUUUAACGUCAUGCCCGCGAUUCCCUGUUUCGUGCCCUAACAGAUGUGAGAUUGUAACAGUAGCCCGUGAAGAUCUUGAACACCAUAUUAAGCUUACUUGUAACUCAAUGUUGCAAUCUUGUGUUUUCAAAGAUGUAGGGUGUCGUUUUAAGGCUUCUAAGGGAAAACCUAUGGAUGCUCAUAUGGAUGAAGCUAAUCAACAACACAUGGUAUUAAUGUGUUCGAUGGUAGCUAAGCAACAACAACAGAUUGUGUCCAUGAAAAAAGUCAUUAACAAUUUGGCCGUCAACCAAUCAGGCACAUUAAUCUGGAAAAUCGGGGAUGUACUCGAGAAAAUUGAAGAAGGUCAACAUAAGUUGUGUGGUGAUGGCAUUGAAUUGAUUAGUUCUCCAUUUUAUACCAGUCAGUUUGGAUAUAAGUUGCAAGCAUCUGUAUUUUUGAAUGGUAAUGGUUCUGGUGAAAACACUCAUGUAUCAGUCUAUAUAAAAAUAUUACCAGGAGAAUUUGAUGCCCUAUUAAAAUGGCCUUUUUCACAUUCCGUUGCAUUUACAUUGUUUGAUCAAAGUGAAAAGCCAUGCAACAUUGUUGAAAGUUUUGUACCAGAUCCGUCAUGGGAAAAUUUUCAACGACCAAGUACACAACCAGAUUGUCUUGGAUUUGGAUUCCCAAAAUUUGUUUCACAUGACACUUUACUGAAAAAAAGACAGUUCAUUAAAGAUAAUGUAUUAUUUCUUCGCAUCAAAGUUGACCCUAGCAAAAUAAUUGCUGUUUAAAUUGAUUCUUUUUACAGUCAAAUAUUCAAUUAUUAUGUUAUUAACACUAUAUUUUAUGUAUAUUUUUAUUUUGAUCUCAUUCUGUUUAAAGCCACAGUAUGUGUAAAGGCUAUAUUACUUUUAUUUUGACAAUGUACAAACUAUUUGACUGUUUAUGUUGAUUCUUUUUGUAUAAAUUUAAUUGAAGUUUAUAUUUAUUUUCUUAAUUUUCUUUAUCUUUUUGAAGUACUAUUAGUUAUAUUUUAUUUCUUUUCUUUUCUAUAUAUUAGUAUAUUUCAUAAAUUUUUUUCAAUGUUGUACCAAAACAGUGAAAUAAGCUUAAAAGCAUUUUAAUUAAUACAAGUUAUAUAAUACACUUAAAUUUUUUGUUGUUCACAAUAUAGUAUAAUUAUAUAAAUAUAAAUAUAUAUGUAUUUAUAUAUA
Daktulosphaira vitifoliae (grape phylloxera) is the source of this 2018-nucleotide messenger RNA. It is a transcript of the gene Traf4, whose product is annotated as TNF receptor-associated factor 4. Gene Ontology annotation, biological process: positive regulation of JNK cascade; regulation of canonical NF-kappaB signal transduction; regulation of apoptotic process. Gene Ontology annotation, molecular function: zinc ion binding; protein binding. The transcript has 7 exons. The record is from RefSeq and is a predicted model, not a curated record. Gene Ontology annotation, cellular component: plasma membrane signaling receptor complex. Bases 219 to 1595 code for a protein of 458 amino acids. NCBI's taxonomy places the organism in Eukaryota, Metazoa, Arthropoda, Insecta, Hemiptera, Phylloxeridae.